Molecule: messenger RNA, 3565 nt
Organism: Toxoplasma gondii ME49
Lineage: Eukaryota; Apicomplexa; Conoidasida; Eucoccidiorida; Sarcocystidae
Exons: 1
Coding region: 1027-1668 (213 amino acids)
Source: RefSeq, a predicted model, not a curated record
GCACUUUUCCAGUUUUCCGCAAUAGGAUGUGGUCCCGAGCCCGCAGUGUGUUCAGUUUCCCCAGCAUGGGGAUCCGGAAACUGCUGGCUUUUCAUCUUCCUUCGGUCAGGAAGAAUGUCGCAAAUUCUCUUCUGAUGGACACACCGGCGAAUGCGAGCAAGAAUGACUUGCCGUUGAGGAGGCGGCAUGAGCUAGCGAGCACCGCGGGCACAGGAACUCCCUAUUUGAAGACGCGGGGGAUUCUCGAGCAGAAUGAUCGACAGCCACUUCCUUUUUUCGUGAAUUCGGAAAGCGAAGCCAUGGCAAAAUAGCCGGGCACUGGCAAACUUUCCGCGGCCGGGCAGAAGCACGGUGGAAAAACAGUGCUGCGAUGUGCUUGCGUGGACACGGCAGACAAGACAUUCUCUCGGGAAAGAGCAGGUAGUUAACUGUCUGCUGAGUCGGAAGAAGUGUUUCUGGAACAGUCAUUUUCCGAAGGAACCGCAAGUACUCAUAUCGAAAGAAUCCAAAGUCUUUCUUCCCUUGUGGCCUCCAUUUUCGUCUCAAGCAGGGGAACUGUCAUCUUUUUCUGGCGUUGUUGCCUCUGGCAAGAUAGCGCUAACUGCUCUUCCGAUGCUUCUCAACUGGCCAACUUCGUUCAACCGACAAAGCCUGCUGGAAAGAUGUCUAUCGAGUGGGGAACGGCCAACUUUUGCCCUUUCAUCUCCCAGUCUUUCCGGCUGUGAACACGUCGUUUUCUUGUCUCCCUUAGUCUUUUCCAGAUUCAGAGCGAACCCGUUGAAACCGGGAGCUCGUCCUACGUGCCCUCGCGGGGUGCACCCUUUGAUUCACAUCACUAGAAUCCCCCCACGGCGUAUGAUUCACGGACUAUCCCAACUGGUAUCGCUGACCAUUCUUCUUUGCAUGUCCCAUCAAAAGCAGUCGAAGCUACAUAAAGGUCAUACCCGGCAACGGCGUCGCCGCCUGGUCUGUAAAUAGACCGCGUUCCACGAAAGUGUUUUCCAUCCGCGUUCAGUCGGCAGAAGAAUGGAACAGAUCAGAUUUGGGACUGUGGCCUUGAAGCCACAUGGCGACUUCCUGGCAAAACUGCCCGCAGCAGAAACGCGCCGUCCGCGACACCGGCCUCUACUUUGCCUAGUGGCCGCCGUUGUCAGUUUAGUGGUGCUCUGUAUCUGCGUUGAGGGUCCUGCUGGAGUUGAGGCGGGCGCCUUCAAGGACUUGUCAAAGGAGACAAAGAAGCUCAAGAAGAAGGAAAAAACAAUGAAGAAGUACAGGAAGAAGCUGAAAAAGCCAGUGUCCUGCAGCAUCUCGUCCUGCAUGACGAUGUCUCGAAGCAAAGCCGAAACGAAGGUGAAGAAGUACGCAGCACUGUUGGAACAAGCCAUGCAGACCGUCAGGGAAUAUAUGAUGAGGGUGCAGUCGAAGAUUGCGACAGCUGAACAAUCCCUGCAGACGUUGUCUCCGAAGAAACAGUCGAAGAAGAAGAAGAAAAUCAACAAGGCCCACGAGCGAUUGCAGAAAACGACAGCGGAGUACAACAAAGCGGUGAAAUUGUUGAAAGACGCCGGAAGAAAUGUAGAUAACCUCAGCUUAGCUAGUAUCAGCGGCGGUGGAGGUAAUGAUGAUGAUGAUGGCUACGAUGAGCGCGAUGUUCGACGUAAGAAGUAACUGACUGUGCUGGAGAUCUGGAAACUGGAAUGUGUUUUGCUAAAGCACGAAAUGGCUCGGCUGAUUGCAACGUUACGCGUGGAAGGAAAGAAUCCGUUUGACAGAAACCAAUGGCCGUGUCCCAGACUGAGGACUAAUCUCUCUUCUGGCAACGCCGGUGUACACUGUCGUGUCUUCCUUCCAAGAAGAUUCUGGAAUUGCAUCAGAGCAAAGCCGCACGUUCAGCGCCUUAGGGCGUUGAGUUGUGAUUGCCUCUUUGAGUUGUCCAACCGAAACCGACUUCGACAGCACUCACGCAGUCCGACGUUCACGAUCCUCGAGGGAGUUGCCCGUAGUUCAACUAGUUCUCUGCUCAAGACUCUCCAAGGUGCAUCCAGGAACAGCAGGCAACCUACCGAGUUAGAUCUGCCGUCAAAGUGGUGCGUGUGAAGUAGGUUGCGCCUUCUUACACGUGAUCUGUUGCCAUGGAAACGGUAAGUUGAGUUUAGAUACAGUGUUUCUUCCUGAGUUGCCCUCGCCUGCUUGCGGGGAACAUGGAUUCUACAGUGCUGCGGACCCUCAGAGUCAGAGUCUUGCGUGCAUGUUGGAACUUUGGAGUCGCAUAUGGCGUCGGCGAACGAGAAGCGAGUGAGAAACUCUUCAGCUUCCCUUUCUUUAUAUUCAAAAUGUUUGUCGAAUGUGUUGCUGAAAAAUGCGACCUACUCGGUACGAACACGAUGCAAAGUAAACAGAUGUCACUUCUGGGCAACAGCUCCCGCGCAGCAUCACACACAGACCACUGCAUUUCAGAACGCCAAUAGAGGCAAUCUGCCGCCUUUCAGGAAUGCGAACAACAGGCUCACUCAUAUAACCACAUGCCUGGAUUCUUCGCGUACAUCUUUGCAACGUAAUCGGUGUUCCUUCGGGUGCCUGCCGCGCGCAUCAGUGCAGAAUAGUCGUUCUAUGAAACGCCUAUGCAUCAGCACACAUCCGUCAGAGUUUAGCAGACGAUGUCCCCCACAAUUUUUCCGUUUUCCAUCUUUAAGUGUCACAUGGACAAUCCGUCGUAACAGUAGGGAUCAAACGAUAGAAUAAGCUCGAGCAUUAUCCGUACAUGGCAGGCACAGGGAGAAAAAGCUCGACAGCUGCUGCGAAUGACGAUGCUACGCGGCACAUGCACAUUCCUACAUGCUGUGAGUCUAGCUCCGCCUUCGUAGUCUCGUUUUUCUUUCUUGAAUUCGUGUCCGUCACCACAGUACACACCCUUCCACGACUGGAUUGUGUGGCGCUUUUUCUGUGCGAUCCGCAACCCGGAACUUGCAUGUUGGAAUCAUAAGUCAGCACCACGGUUUGGAGACACCGUUGGAGAUUGAGGAAAGACUCUUCAAACACAGAUACCCUGCAACGUUGACCUUCUACCGAGGUAUUCCUUCUCGAUUGUCGAAACAACUGCAGUGGCGGAUCUGGCACGCAGGACAGCUGGAAAGCUAUACCCGAACUUCUGGGUCGCUGAUCAUUUGUCAGGAGACUACGUCAUCUUAAAAUGUGAUGAUCACGGGACAUGGGCGAGCUGCGAUUUUCAUGCUCAACGACGUGUCACACAGACUGCAGUCAACCGACCAAGAGCUUUUGAACCUCGGACCCAAGAUAGGAGUCGUUGAAACGACCGAUUUCUCCAGGCACUCCGCUUGACAAAAAAGUACUCGAAAACACACCGUCCGGUCAUGCCCCGCCACCUUUUCUCUGCUUUCUUCCCCGUAACCGGCUCCGUUUCGCACACGAACGGGACGCCGUCUGAAACAUUUUCCCAUUUCCGACGAGCCAAGCGCAUAACAAGUGGUUUUCAGUCUGAAGGAGCAAAAAAUGAGCCUGAACUCCAUAAAAUGUGCUGCAUGAGAAGUUCUGGGGAAGGAACUCG